Molecule: messenger RNA, 1521 nt
Organism: Blumeria graminis f. sp. triticale
Lineage: Eukaryota; Fungi; Ascomycota; Leotiomycetes; Helotiales; Erysiphaceae
Source: the annotation of a GenBank genome assembly
AUGAAGAAACCAAAAUCCUUGCUCCGCGAAUACGCUGAACGCGAUGGUCCUGCUAACAAUGAUUUUGACCCUGAAGAUGAAGCACCUUCUGCGAGUGAGGAAGAAUCAGAAAGCGGUCAUGAUAAAAAUUCUCUAGAUGGAACUGAGCAUUAUUCUAAAGUCGGAAAGAGUCAGCUCCGAAAACCAGAAGAAAUAAAUUUGGGGCCUAAGUACUCUGGUUCAAAAAUUAGUCGCAAGAAUUUAUUGGAAAAUGAUUCGGUAAAUUCAAGUGGAGAAUCUGAUGACUCAAGCUCUGAUAUAUUUACAAAUUCUGACAUGGCUGAAUCUGACGAAGAUGAAACUGAAAGUGCCAGUGACGGAGAAAAGAACUCCAAGACAAAUAAAAAAUUAAUUCAUAAAAUACCUCAACCAAAAUCGGCAUCUGAUGAGAGCAAUUCGGAUGAAGAUGAAGGAUCAUCUGGUAGCGAAUCUGAUGAGAUCGUAGGUGCUGAAGGAGCGACGGAAGAGAAUGAAGAAAAGUCUCGGAGAUCAGAGUUACUCAAAAUAAUGGGGGAUGAUCAAAACGCGGUCUUAUCAACCAUCACCCAAGCUGUUAAAGCAGAUGUCGAUAAAGGAAAGGCAGUCAAAUUACAACGAAAAUUAUUCGACUCUUUGUUGAACUUGCGCAUAAUGCUUCAAAAAGCACUUGUCGCAACCAACUCCUUAGCGGUUGCAGAAAAUGACAGCAAAACCCACAUUUCAUCUGAACCAUACCAAGCAGCCGAGAAUGCUGCAAUCAAACUUUGGAAUUCGUUGAAUGGCAUGCGACAUGAAUUAUUUCAGACCAGCUCCACAGCCCAAACUGGCCAGAAGAGAAAGCUUACUGUUAGUUCCUCGAUGCCAUCCUCUUCUAUCUGGGAAAAAAUGCAAGAGACUGAAGUGGCUUCAAUAAACUAUCGACAAGAAACGCUGGAGAAAUGGUCUUCCAAGGUCAGGCUUUCUAUGGCUUUACCACUAUCACAAAAACUCAACGCAACGGCAUCUCAACAGAGUAUCACGUCUUUGCUUCAAGAUCAACUUGUAAAUUCUGAACACUUAGUUCGAAAGACUAAAAUUCCUCGUUCUUGUGCCCCAAUUCAAAGGGAUUUAAAACUUAGCGAAGAUCCAAAUAUUUAUGAUGAUGCAAACUUUUACCAAAUACUUCUUAAAGACUUGGUUGACCGACGCCGAGCAGAUCAAUUGUCUGGACAUGAUGGCUUUGAGUCUUUCAGAAAUUUACCUGGAGCAUCAAUCAAGGAUGUUAAGACUAAAAAGGUCGUAGAUACAAAGGCUAGUAAAGGCCGAAAGCUAAGGUAUACCGUGCAUGAAAAGUUACAGAAUUUCAUGGCUCCAGAGGAUCGGAGUAGUUGGGAGCCAUCUGCAGUAGACAGACUAUUUAAUACACUACUAGGACAACAAGUUACUCUUCAAGAAGAUCAAAAUGUUAGCGAACAUGAGGACGCUGGACCUGAGGGACAAAGGCUCAAGUUAUUUGAAUCUUAG